This is a messenger RNA of Notothenia coriiceps (black rockcod), 3069 nucleotides long. It is a transcript of the gene ica1, whose product is annotated as islet cell autoantigen 1. The transcript is spliced from 13 exons. Gene Ontology annotation, biological process: regulation of transport. The coding region runs from base 130 to 1554 and encodes 474 amino acids. The record is from RefSeq and is a predicted model, not a curated record. Gene Ontology annotation, cellular component: Golgi apparatus. Gene Ontology annotation, molecular function: protein domain specific binding. NCBI's taxonomy places the organism in Eukaryota, Metazoa, Chordata, Actinopteri, Perciformes, Nototheniidae.
GCAGCUGUGUACACACACACACACACACACACUACAGCAGGGCCUACAUCCAAAGCUGCAGCGCGAGCAACGAUGGCAGGAAUAUAACGACAUUUCAUUUAAUACAUAUAAUCAGGAAAUCUGCAAAAAAUGGAGAGAGGACAUUUUGGCUACUCCCAAGACUAUCUUGACCGCUUUAUCCAAAGCCAAGACUCGUCUGUUGUGAACAAGUUCCAGCAGAAGUACUGGAAGACAAAACAGACACUCAUCAAGGUCACCGGGAAGAAAGAGGACGAACACGUUGUGGCGUCAGAUGCAGAACUGGACGGCAAGCUGGAGGUUUUUCACUCCGUCCAGAGAACAUGCAUGGAGCUGCUAAAGGUCAUUGAGCAGUACCAGAGGAGGAUAUGCUUCCUUUCCCAAGAGGAGAACGAGCUGGGACGCUUCCUGCGCUCCCAGGGCUCGCAGGAUAAAACCAGAGCUGGAAAGAUCAUGCAGGCCACGGGGAAGGCUCUCUGCUUCUCUUCCCAACAGAGAUUGGCCCUGAGGAACCCUCUGUGCCGCUUGUACCAGGAGGUGGAAACGUUUCGCUAUCGAGCGAUCUCAGACACGUGGCUGACGGUGAACCGGAUGGAGCAGUCCAGGACUGAAUACCGCGGAGCGCUGCUUUGGAUGAAGGACGUUUCACAGGAGCUGGAUCCGGAUACUAGUAAACAGAUGGAGAAAUUUCGCAAGGUUCAGGCCCAGGUGCGCACUACAAAAACAAGCUUUGACAAAUUGAAGACCGAUGUCUGCCAGAAAGUGGACCUGCUGGGAGCCAGUCGCUGCAACCUCCUCUCUCACGUCUUAACCACAUAUCAGACAACACUUUUGCACUUCUGGGAGAAGACAUCCCACACUAUGGCAGCCAUUCAUGAAAGCUUCAAGGGCUGUCAGCAUUAUGAGUUCUCCACUCUUAAGACCUUACAAGGCCCCAUGGACAAGAUCGCUAAGAAAAAAGGGAAGAAGAGAAUUAAAGCAGUGGCUGAGGAUGGAAAGAAAGCAGAGCCCACAGACGACCAACUCAUCUCAUUAGAGAACGAAAACGGCGAUAAGACCAGAGAAGGGCAUGGAGAUAGUCUCUCUGCCUACUUAGAGUUCGAGGGAGAAGAGAAGGACAACAUGGCGUUGCUGAAUGAGAUCCUGGGCAGUACGUCCGUGGACGAGGGCGACUUCUCCAGAGAGUGGACCGAAGUGUUUGGAGACAUGGAGGAGGGAUCAGCAUCAGGCCGAGCAGCCGAGGCUCAGCAGAAGGAAAACUCCUUCUUUCUACCUUCUCAUUUAUUGGACCAGAGCUUGAAUAAUCUGCAGUCUUCCCUCUCAGAUCGGGCUGGGAUCAUUCCACAGCCCGUCGCCCAGGCAACGCAGCACUCAUCUGGAUCCAAUCAGGACGCUUCUAAGGCAGCAGUGAAAGACAAAGCGGGGACGUCAGCAGACCUCUCAGCGUGGUUCAACCUGUUCGCCGACUUGGACCCGCUCUCUAAUCCAGAUGCUGUUGGCAAAACUGACCUAGAGCACGAACUUCACAACGCCUAGUUAUACGACCAACACAUGGUGAUCUGAAAUGGGUUCCUUUGUUGGUUGGUACAGCAGAAUAUCACUUUCACCCACACACACACACACACACACACACACACACACACAAAAUAGUCUUCUCUUGAGGCAUCAAGUAGACAUUCUGCCAAUCAUGAAGUCAAUUAAUCAAUAAACAGAUAACUCACCUCAAACUCAUACCCAAAUAUUUGUGGCGAUUUACGAAAUAUUGAAGCAAACUUAAUAUCUUUGGGUUUGGACAGUUGGCUAGAACACAAUAUAACAACCAGUGGAAUGGGUGUUUUCACUAAAUCCAAAAAGUUAAAUCUUAGAAUUAAAAAUAAAUCACUAGUACUUUUUGUUAAACCACAUACACACUAAUGGUCCCUUAUUAUAAUGAUAGCUUCUUUAUAAAAACAAACAGACAAAGAGGCAGGUACAAGCUUUCACAAAAUGCCUCAUCAUUACAGUAUCUUAUAACGACAUGUAUUUUGUCAUAACAGGAGAAAUGUCAUAACAGGUCAUUGAUCAGAUUGUUUCUCUUGGUGGCAGUAUUGCACUUCUAACAACUAGCAGCUGUAGUUCUUCCCAUUGUGAAGACAAGAAAGAUUUACAAGUUUGCCUCUUCUGCUUUGGUUAAAAAUAAAAGGUUUAUCAUCGAUACCUCGGUAUGAGAUCUGAAACAAGAAGCCUUCUACAUUUGCUGCCUUGACAUCUGUAGUCUCUAGUAUCAUUCUCCACAAGUCCAGGUGUUAACGAAAUGCUGCAACAUAGUGAGAAACGUUAGUGAUGUCAGGAAGAAAUAUUCAAAAAUAAACUGAUACAUCAUUUAUUCAGCCAGCGAUCGUCCUCCACUGAGAAUCAUUUGCAACUAUUUCACAAAGCACUUCAACAGGUGGACUAAGAGCCAAUGUUUCCUAGACAUGUAUUAUUUUGAAAUGUGUUUGCUACAUGCUGUCUUUGUUAAGCUCUGUUGAAGAUAUUGCAGAAUAUAUAAACAUAUCAUUCCUGUUUUACUGCAUGUUGCAUGUUAUUCAGUAAGUGUCAUUGAAUGGAUAAUGCGUGUGUUAUUGAGAGACUUUUCAUCCAUUUAUUUAACUCACUCACUUAGCUCCCAUUGAAAAAAAGAGGCAAUUUUUAGUGGAUAAUUUCCAGAGCCAAAGUAGACAGAAAGUUGGAUAAUCAUGAAAAUACAAUCAAGUUGUUCUGAUUCACAUUACAAUGCUGCACACACUAGAUGUCCGGUUAAGAGUCUUAAUCUGAUAACAAAUAAACAAUAUAGAACCUCAUCAUUAUUAUAAUUGGAUUCCUUAGGUAUAUUGAUAUUUGUUUUGGUGCAGCUAUGAUGUUAUAAGCCAUGUGACGUGUGUUAAUAUUGAACAUAAACCAAAUACAUUGAUUGCCUUACCUUGACUCCUACUUGUACGUAAAUGCCAUGCUUUGAAAUACUGAUUCUAAUUGUUGAUGUGUCUGUCUUUGCUAAGGCCUUUAAAAAGAUGACAUACCAAUGCAAAAAGA